AUUCUAUGACAAAUAUUUGUCAAUUGUUUAUUGUUGUAAUUUGACAAGUUUCAUAAUAAGCAAGAUUUUUAUUAGUUUAGUGACUUUAGUUUUUAAUUUUAAUGCUAAGAUAAAGAUAGGGAGCAGUAAACAAACAAUAUGGAUUUCCCUGCUACACCAUCAAAUGCUUCAGACAGUAAUGAAUAUCCAGGAACUACCCGUUCGCCGUUCAAUAAUGCGCCAGAUGACAAUAAGAGGCGUAGCUCAUCGAGAUCUAUAAAACGUAGGCGAUUCGACGAUGAGUUGGUUGAAUAUAGCGGUUUGCCUGGGGCUUCCCUUGGUAAAGGUGAUAAAAGGAUGCGGACACAGUCGUAUACUAGCCAAGUUUCCGAGGUUGCUGCUCCGAGUGCUCCUCCAACACCCGCUCCUCCGCCUCAGGAGCGCCGUAGAGCUUCGAGCAAGAUCUCCGCUGGCGGUGUUAGGCGCAAGGCUAGGCGUAAGGGCCAGCUAAGUCAUAUGUCCACUAAGGAUCUUGGGCGCUGGAAACCAACGGAUGAUCUUGCUUUAAUAUUGGGAGUACAACAGACUAAUGAUCUGCGAGUAGUGCACCGUGGCGUGAAGUUCACAUGUAGGUUCACAGUCAGUGAACUCCAAUCUCGUUGGUAUGCACUCCUGUACAACGCUGAAAUCUCACGAGUGGCUGUUGCAGCUAUGCGAAACUUACAUCCAGAUUUGGUCACAGCAGUGCAGCAGCAAGCAUUGUAUUCUACUGCGGAGGAAGAAUUACUGGGGACUUUAUCAAGUGCCCAUGCACAGCCAAUAGAACGGUUCCAGGAGUUGCUAGAGCAGAAUCCGCAUGUAUUCUAUCCCUCAAGGACACCUAAGUCUUUAAUGGCACACUAUCAACUGCUGAAGCAUUACCAUCUGUUGCCAGAUCAAACUGUACAACCAUUGCCUAAAAAUUCAGCCGAUAGAGUACUGACAUUCUCUGAUGCAGAGGAAACCAUAAAUGAUUCAGAAUUGACAGAUUACCAUGAAGAUGGUAUUGAUGCGGAAAUGCAAAUAGCUGACAGGGUUGACAAAAAGAACAUUCGUCUGCUAGAGACGUCGCUGACUCGCUGGCAAGUGUUGGUGCAGUCUCUCGCCGGCGGCAACGUCGAGCUGGACAAGAACACGCUCGCCGUGUUGCGCGGCAGGCUCGUGCGGUUCCUCAUGAGGUCACGAGAGAUUGCGGUCGGGCGGAGUACACGGGACAACCCUAUCGAUGUGGACUUAACAUUAGAAGGUCCAGCUACCAAGGUCUCCAGGAAGCAAGCUACCAUCCGCUUGAGGAACAGUGGGGACUUCUUUAUGACCGCUGAAGGCAAACGACCCAUAUUUGUCGACGGCCGCCCCGUGUUACAGGGGAACAAAGUCAAGUUGAACCACAACACCAUCAUCGAGAUUGCGGGUCUGCGCUUCGUGUUUCUGGUGAACCAAGAACUGAUCAGCGCCAUUCGACAGGAAGCCGUUAAAGUUAAUAUACCUGUGUAAACAUUCUGAAAUAACCUUGUACCUGUGUAGUAUUGAAAUAAUAAACAGCUUUUACUGAGAA
This is a messenger RNA of Trichoplusia ni (cabbage looper), 1573 nucleotides long. It is a transcript of the gene Rcd5, whose product is annotated as microspherule protein 1-like. Bases 139 to 1512 code for a protein of 457 amino acids. The transcript has 8 exons. The record is from RefSeq and is a predicted model, not a curated record. NCBI's taxonomy places the organism in Eukaryota, Metazoa, Arthropoda, Insecta, Lepidoptera, Noctuidae. Gene Ontology annotation, molecular function: protein binding; G-quadruplex RNA binding. Gene Ontology annotation, cellular component: NSL complex; Ino80 complex; MLL1 complex. Gene Ontology annotation, biological process: positive regulation of transcription by RNA polymerase II.